ACUCCUUGGGUGUUGACGUAGAUUUCCCAUCAAUACAAAGGUACAAUUUUAAUAAGAAGAUGAAUUACUAAUGUCAUUUUUGAGAGCUUCCGUUUGUUUCCAUAGUAACCUAUAACAAAGCAAAGCCCCUUGCCUGUAUAAAAGAACGAAAUGACGUGGCAUUAUGUGCUAGUAGUGUACUGACUUGGUUUAUAAAGUUAGACGUUAACUAAGUUGAAAAGACAAGUGUAACCUGAACAUAUGUUAUUACCUGCUAGAUCCCUAGUAUUCAUUUAAAGUUCAUUUCUGUUUAAAGAAUCGUAUGUUCAAUCAAUUAGGUGUUGCCAAAUAUUAACUUUUUGUUGAAUUUUAAAAAUUACUGCUGACUAUUUCAAAUGCUACAAUAAAAUUCAGUGACACUUUUGUGAAGAUUUAGAACAUUUUCUGAAGCCAUUCUAAGACACCUUUUCUUUUAGUGUUGUUGUUAACUACAGCACAAGCUCGACCAAAUAUGACUCUAACACAGGGGAGUACCACACGUAGAGGCAUAGUCAUAAAUAGCUGGAGUGUUCGUUGAUCCGGUGUAUAGAAUAAGGAAGUUUUAUUUAGCGAAACAUUUGACUCAACUCUCUAACCAUAAGUGUAAACAGCAAGGCGGAUAACUGCCAUGAACUUUCACCGAGCCCCAAAGAAACGUAAACGCAGUUCAGGUACAAAUUAAAAAGUUGAACGAUUUUAUCAAAUGUAAAAUGUGAUCUGUGUCUUAGAAGUGUUUUCCAGAAGUAAGAUUAGAUGUGUGUAUCUUAGCUCAGAUUUAAAGCAGGGGGACAGAAGAUCGCAGCCGUAAGGACUAGAACUCGGCACCCCCGUGACUUCUGCAGAAAACACGACCAUCCAGAUAUAGAGGCAUGAUAUUAAAUAGUGUAUUAAGCUAAUAUCAUUAAGUGUAUUUAAUUAAUAUGAGUAAGUAUAUGAUUUUAAUACGAGCAAGUAUAUAAUGUUAAUACGAGUAGGUAUAUGAUGUUAAUGUGGGCAAGUAUAUGAAGUUAAUUCUAAUAAUUGUAUAGAGCUCUAAUGAAUGUCUAACGUCUCAUCUGAACUUCUACUGCAGCUGGAGCCAAAACUUUAGUUUCUCCUCAAAUGUCAAGUUUACAAUGACUACACAACUUUGUGGACUUGGCUUUCUGUUCUGGGCAGGUUCAUGGCUUAACACCAACUACUAUGUGUCGUCAUUAGACUAUAAGAAGUUCAACAUUAGCGGCAGGAUUUACUGUCAUUCUUUGCAAACUUCUUUCACUUUUGACGACGCUGUAAACAAUUGCCUCAAAAUUGGAGCCGCUCUUGCCUUUUUUGACGACAACGCUGAAUACUUGACAGCGUUUCAGAAGAUAAUUGUCAACGCCAGCCAAGAGAAACAGACCUGGAUUACGUUCAACGCCACUGCUGUCAACUCCAAAUAUGUCUUUUAUUGGAAAAAACAAAAAUUUAACGACUCUGUGUGGGCAAGCGGUGAACCCAGUGAUCAGUGUACUAGCACUAAAACUAAGUGCUGCGCACGGAUGAGGCUAAAACCGAGAGGCUUAGCGGACAAGGACUGUUCAAAUAAGUUUGCUUACCUUUGUAAAGCGAUACCUGUAUGCCCUGCGCAUGCGCUGGGCUGCUAUUUGAGUUGCGGUGAGACUAUAACAAACCUAACUUGUUUACCAGGAUUUCAAUUCUACGCAGCUAACACAUCGUGCGUAGAUGUGAAUGAAUGUGAACAAAAUACAUCUUUAUGUCAAGGAACGUGUCAGAACACAGUGGGCUCCUACCGCUGUACGUGUAACACAGGCUACAAACUGAGUGGAAGUUACUUGUGUGUGGACAUUGAUGAAUGUAGUCUGGGAAAUCAUACGUGUCAACAAGUCUGUGUGAAUGUCAUAGGCUCAUAUCAUUGCAGCUGUAGUGUUGGUUACAUGGCCUCGGACAGCGGACAAUGCCUUGAUAUUAAUGAAUGUAGCAUUGGUGCCAAGCCAUGCCAACAGACCUGUACCAAUACGAAUGGAUCAUUUUUAUGCAGCUGCGAAACCGGAUGGACUUUGUCUUUAAAUAGACGCAACUGCACCUUGAAUGAUGAGUGUGUCUCCUCUCCUUGCCAGCAUGAGUGUGUACGUACAAAUAAGAGCUUUGUGUGUAGCUGUUAUCCAGGGUACACAUUGCAUAGCAACGGAAUAAACUGCACAGACGUCAAUGAGUGUAAAAGCAGCGUGUGCCAACACAAUUGCACCAAUACAGACGGGUCUUACAUAUGUACUUGCCUUUAUGGAUACAAUUUGCAGCCGGAUAAUACUUCUUGCUCUGACAUCGAUGAGUGUUCAAACAAUAUAUCCCUAUGCAGUGACAUUUGCAGAAACACUCCCGGCGGUUACCUCUGCGGAUGCCUUGACGGGUUCCGCGUUGUAAACCAAAACUGCUCCGACAUUGAUGAAUGUGAAAACACUUUAAAAAAUAACUGCUCACAUCAUUGCAAUAAUACACCCGGCAGCUACACGUGUUGGUGCGACGAUGGUUAUCGGUUAUCAGAAAACCUGACUACAUGCCUGGACAUAGAUGAAUGUCUGGAAUACACCUAUAGAUGCUCAGAUAUAUGCAUCAACACAAUAGGCAGCUACAGGUGUGCCUGUGGUCCAGGUUAUAUCCCUGACGCAGAUAAUAUAACCUGCCUUGACGUCGAUGAAUGUCAGAAUAUAACAUGUGGGCAUAGCUGUAUCAACACGAUUGGCUCUUUUGUCUGCAAGUGUGACGAAGGCUUCAACCUUGACAGUUUGGAUAUGUCCUCGUGCAAUGACGUUGAUGAAUGCCUAGAAGCAUCCCAGUUCUGCAACCAAACAUGCGAUGUUGCCCCAGAUUCAAACAUAUCAGCCUGCCAAGUAAAUGUACAAGAUUGUAAGCUGUGCGAUCACUUGUGUCUAAAUACCAAUGGCUCGUACUUGUGUACUUGUCAAACCGGAUAUGGACUUAACUCUACUGACAAUACAACUUGUUACGACAUAGACGAAUGCAGUCUCAACUCCAGCCUGUGUGAAUUCUAUUGCAACAACACCCCAGGCUCAUACUUCUGCUCAUGUCCUCAGGGUUACCACCUUUCAGAAAAUAAACACUCAUGCAACAAAAAGGGAGCGUACUCUCAAUGCCCUUGCCGUUGUUAUGGUCGUAAAGAAAUAACAAACGUGACGACACAACAACUUAAGGAGCAGCUUGAAACAUUAAGCAAAGACAUUCAAGUCCAGGAGGUCAAUCUACUCUCUACAAAGUUGCUACUUACAUGCCAACCCGACGACCGACCUGCGAGCAAUGUUAUUGGCUAUGUCGGGAUUGUGAUGCUUACAUUUGUGUUUGGAUCUGUAGUAGUGUUGGAUCUUAUACGUUUAUUAAGGCACAUGCUCUUUGCAAGAGGAUCACAUACAGACAGACUGUGAUAACUGUUUUUUAGUGAUUCAGUAAUGUUGUUCCUGGUCGAUACAUACAUUUUGAAACAUACAAAACGCCAAGCUACUUCAUUAAAAACCAGGGCCUUUGAGGAGCUAUCAAGUAGAGAUAAGAAACUAUUUUAGCGUCACAAAUAUGUGACAAAUAAAGAAAAACAAAGCCAGUAUAACGUAAGCACACCUUGACAAUUUAUUUCUAGACAAUUUUAAAUAUUUGAAAUGCCAAACAAGAAUAUUUAUGGUGUUGGAAAAGACGUUUGAUGUAACUAUCGUCUCAGAUACAAAGUUCUUAAUUUAAAAAAAAAUCACCCAAACAAAGACAAGAAAAUGGAACAUAUACUGACAUUACUAAUGGACAUACGCGUUAUACAGAGCAUAUAAAUGGACGUUACACGAUAUACUUAUCAUACUAAUGGACGUUACACGAUCUUUCUAUAAGGCUCUUGAGAAUAGAAGAAUAGGAAUUGGUAGCUGUCGUGAGCAUGUCAUCAAAUCGUUCCUCUAGUUCCGAACUGGAUAAUCUUAAAAUAGUUUCAAGUAACUCUUUUGUAAGCAUGCUGUUUAUUUAUUACAGUCAACGAGAGAGAUAGAGGUGGGGGGGGGGGAAGAGUGAAAAGAGUAAAAGAAACACUUUCUAUUGACCAGGGACUGACUGAGCAUUGAGCAUAGCGAUACACUGUUCAAACAAUAGGGGUAAUAGUCGACGUUAAGGCAUGACAUUGUUAUUGUUACUUCUCUUUGUAUAGUAAACUUAAAGAGCUCGCCAUUUCCACAUCUAAACAAAUACAUUAACUCGUGUUAAGUCAUGAAUUGAAAUAAAAACAUUUACAAUGGCUACGUAUUGUUAAAUAAUACUAAAAGAUUUUUAGCGAGACAAUGGUGUGGGAAGAAAUAAAGGUUUUAGUUAUGUACAUAGAAAAACCAUUUUUUCCGCUCAUUACAUUCAUUGAUGAAUUGAAUUUAUUUCAUCCAUAAUAAUUAAUAAGAUCGAAUUACAUGACGCUAUAACAAAUAGAGAGAACACUUCAAUUAAGACGUCACACAUAUAGACUGUGGAAAGAAAAAGGUAUAUACUCUACAGCAGGUUAUUUAAUGAAUGAUUGAUCUCAGCAUCAACCAAUGAAGUACAACUCCUGCCGACUUUAAAAGUGCAAGAUGAUGACAAAAUGUGUCGUGCUCACUUAGAACGUCUGAAAUUCUUCUUGGAAGUGAAUACAGAACACGCUAAAACAAGAGUUACAUCUUAGCAUUGUUUAUAACGGAUUCCUACACAUUGAAAAGUAAAAUUUAAACACAGGAGGUGAAUUUCGUUACGGUAUUUUUUUUAGAGCUUCCGUUCGUUUCCAUAGAAACCGAUCACAAAGUCUCACAUCUAUGCAAACUGUGUGUUGAUAUAAAAGCACGAAGUGGCGUGGAAAUGUCCUGACCUGGUUUAUACAAUUAGACUAUACCUAAGUGAAACUCAAAGUGUCACCUGAACAUAGGGAAUUAAUUGUUAUAUCCUUUGCAUUCCUUUGAAGUUCAUUUCAUGUCUUAUGUUGCUAUAUUCAAUUAAGUGUUGCCAUUGACAUCUUGUUUCUUCCUUGCGUUUGAUUUAUUCAAAUGCUCUCAUGAAAAUUACAUUAUAUUUAAAAUUACAUUACUUUAAGUGCUUAUUGUUACGUACAACACAUGUUUGAGGUAUAGUGCACAAAAAAUCAAAUCCAAAUAUGAGAGUGUCGGUACAUUCGAUGUAUAGAAUACGGAAAUACUGAUAAAUAAAAUGUUUGUGUAAAUAUAUAAUCGUGUAAACAAAAAAGAUUUCUGUGAUUAAGUUUUACUAAAAAAAAAAAUAAGCACUGUUUAAUCCAAAAAAAAAAUAC
Biomphalaria glabrata is the source of this 5308-nucleotide messenger RNA. RefSeq names its product fibrillin-3-like. Gene Ontology annotation, molecular function: calcium ion binding. NCBI's taxonomy places the organism in Eukaryota, Metazoa, Mollusca, Gastropoda, Planorbidae. The record is from RefSeq and is a predicted model, not a curated record. Bases 1134 to 3437 code for a protein of 767 amino acids. The transcript is spliced from 2 exons.